AUGGCGCUACGCGCCCUCGCCGCCCACAGCCCUGCGGACGGCCGCUACAACGCGCUCCUCCAGCUGGACGGCGCCCCGGACGCCGCAGCCCUGCAGCAGGCGCGGCAGCUGCGGCCCCUCCUAGCAGCAGCCAUUGGGGACCCGUCCUGCCUGGGUGCCCCGGAAGAGGAGCUGGCCGCGCUGCUGCGCAAGGAGCAGCUGAACAGCUACGGCAUCAUGGCGCCCCCCGGCCCCGCCGGCGAGCGCCGCGUGCGCGGCGGUGGCGUGUACCCGCGGUGCUCGCUGAUCAAUCACGAGUGCGCGCCGAACGCGGCGCGCUUCGACGCCUUCGACGCGGCCGGCCCCGCGGGCGGGGCCAGCAGCAGCAGCAGCGGCGGCGGCGGCGGCGGGGACGGCGGCGGCGUGCUGAGCAGCGGCGGCGGCUACCCGCUGAGCACCGCUGUGAGCAUCCGGGCGAUGCACGACUUGCCAGAGGGGACCGAAAUCGUGCAGAGCUACUUCCCACUGAAUUGGGACCUUCGAGAGCGGCGGCGGCAGGCGCGGGAGGUGUACGGUUUCGAGUGCUGCUGCCCACGCUGCCUGGCGGAGGCAGCGCCCGGGUGGGGCGGGGCGUCGGGCGAGAGCGGCAGCGGCAGCGGCAGCGGUAGCGAGUGGGAGACGGAGGACGGUGAGGAGGAUGGGGCUGAUGAGAUGGAGCACGAGCGGCAGGCGGCGGCGAGUGGGGGAGACCAGCAGCAGCAGCAGCAACAGCAGCAACAUUAUCAUCAUCAGCAGCAGCAGCAUGAGGUAGCAGCAGGGACUGGGCCCGGCAGCAGCGGCGGCACCGGCGAUGACCGCGGGCCGCUUGAUCCAACGUACCUGCAGCUUUUCUUGCUCAAGUACAUGUGCCCACGCAAGGCAUGCUUUGGGACAAUGGCGGCGGUGCUUGGGAGCGACCUUUGUGAGUGCAACGUUUGCGGCGGGCGGCGCAGCGAGGCCGAGUUCCUGGCCGAGUUGGAGGGGUAG
Messenger RNA from Monoraphidium neglectum, 1005 nucleotides. RefSeq lists its product as hypothetical. The coding region runs from base 1 to 1005 and encodes 334 amino acids. The transcript has 3 exons. NCBI's taxonomy places the organism in Eukaryota, Viridiplantae, Chlorophyta, Chlorophyceae, Sphaeropleales, Selenastraceae. The record is from RefSeq and is a predicted model, not a curated record.